CGCGUCCCCAGUCCAUGCGGACGACUUCGUCUCUAGAAACAGCAAUACUUCACUGCAGCAAACAGACAUUAUGCCUUCAGCGAUAGCAUCGAACCCUCAGGCGGGUUCUGCACAGCCAGAUGAGUUGGACCGACUUUUCAACGACGACCAAGCGAUCGAGGAAUUCUUCAACGAUUUGCCUCGAAACGUCAAGGACAACAACACGGAACGCGAGCAGACGCGAGAUGAAGACCAGGAAGUACAAGUGAAGAAGAAGAGGACUCCUAUCCCAAAAUUGGAUGAGAAUAGAUUAUUGUCAGAUGCAGGAAUACCCAAGCUUCGCAAGAUCACGAAGUCAAGGCUAAAAUUUCGCGGCAAAGGACAUGAGUUCACUGACAUUUCGAAUCUGUUGAACACUUAUCAACUAUGGCUGGAUGACCUUUACCCACGGGCCAAAUUUCGAGAUGCUGUCAAGAUGGUCGAAAAGGUUGGCCACAGCAAGCGGAUGCAGGUAACGAGAAGGGCGUGGUUGGACGACACGAAACCAUACCGCAAGGAACUUACGCCACCGCCAGAAUUGCCAGUCUCUGAAACAACAGCUGGAGGUGCUGCGAGCAGACAUGCGGUCGAUGAUGAACCUGGAGCAGACGAGCUCGAUGCACUUAUGGCCGACGCUGCGGAUACAUCGAUGGCUCAGCGACAAGUGUCGAGAGUGUCCGGUCCUUUCGAGGAAGAGUCAGACGAAGAUGAGCUUGAUGCAUUACUUGCCAACCACGAGACCACUACCAAGCCGCCGCUGCAGCAGAAACUGUCCCGCCCUAUGCCAUUUGAGAAUGAGCCCGAUGACGAUGAACUAGACGCUUUGCUGGCGGCAGAGACGACCGGCUCUGCCAGACCCAGCAAGACAGCAGCGACUGCCGAGCCGCAGGGCGAAAAUGACUUCGCCGACGACGAGGAAGCAAUGAGGGACAUGUGGUAAAUCAGUGGGACCAUUCUCUGCACUAGCUUGAGUUCGUUGGUCUCAAAGAUGAAUGGCACAACAUCUCACGCCACCUCAUGCCAAGAGGGCCGAUAUUGCA
Molecule: messenger RNA, 1058 nt
Organism: Cercospora beticola
Lineage: Eukaryota; Fungi; Ascomycota; Dothideomycetes; Mycosphaerellales; Mycosphaerellaceae
Gene: CSM3
Product: Csm3p
Biological process (GO): DNA damage response; replication fork processing; replication fork arrest
Cellular component (GO): nucleus; replication fork protection complex
Molecular function (GO): DNA binding
Source: RefSeq, a predicted model, not a curated record